UCUAGCAACAAACACUGAAACUGUUGAUGAAGAGAUAAGGAAAUCUGCAGGACCACUUCUCUUCUCUGAAGCCUUCCUGGGCAGUACUCUUCACAGAGAAUGAACGAAAACUACUGGUAGCUUUACUUUCAAAGUUACACAUAAUGCAAUUUCAUCAUUUUCCAGUUGCUCGAGCUCCUUAUAGUACAAACUCAGUAUAUCUUGGCUCCCUCAACCGCUGCAGCAACAGGAGAAGCUGCUGUUUCAUCACCAGAUCUUCCAGGAGAUGCAUCCUGGCAACCGGCUUGCUUGCAGCUUCUUCUGUUUUGGUUCCAGUCCCUCUGGCAGAGGCUGUUGAGGCACCACAGGAAGCAGACACGUUGGCUAACAUCCCUCAGACACUCUCCGGUGAGUGUGCUUCCACCAAAGACUGCAAAAAAGCUAGAAUCCAACACCCCAAAUCCAAGAAAGCAGAGUCAUGCACAGUCAAGUGUGUCAACACCUGCAUUCGAGGCGGCGAUGGCUCCCCCGGAGAAGGCCCUCUUAACAUCAGAAGACCUCUAGUGGUUUUUAAACAAGGGUUUCGAAGCCGCCAAUACUGCUUGGUGGAGUGUUCGGAUAUAUGUAAUUUGAUUGGAGAUGCUGAUGAUGGACCCUGAAACAUGGAAAAAUACACCAUUUUUUUCUUUCAAUUUUUGGUUGUUGAAGAUAGACAAAAUGAAUUUGAGCUAAUAUAUUGUCUCCAAUUGCCAUAUCAAUGUAGAGCAAAACACAUCCGAGUUUGAGAAAGAGAAG
Messenger RNA from Rubroshorea leprosula, 774 nucleotides. NCBI's taxonomy places the organism in Eukaryota, Viridiplantae, Streptophyta, Magnoliopsida, Malvales, Dipterocarpaceae. The record is from the annotation of a GenBank genome assembly.